Trichobilharzia regenti is the source of this 2921-nucleotide messenger RNA. The record is from the annotation of a GenBank genome assembly. Lineage: Eukaryota; Metazoa; Platyhelminthes; Trematoda; Strigeidida; Schistosomatidae.
AUCAAAGGAGUCUAAAGUAGAAAGAUCUCUUCGAUCGUUAGUUUUGUCUGGCGAACGUGUUUCUCACAGUGACUUUUUCGUUAUAUCAUGGUAUUCUAGUAGUCAUUCAACUUCCUUACUCGAUUUUUGUAUUCGGUGAUCAUAUUACCCCCAACUAGUUUUACCUUGUGACAUAUGCAGUUUCUUUUUCAUUUUGGACAAGGCGAAGGUGGUCAAGCGUACAAAGUGGAACGUGAAGAGCUUCCACCAGGUGAACGUGAAAAAUUCGAUCAAGGAUGGAAGGUUAAUGCUUUCAAUCAAUAUGCUAGUGAUCGUAUCAGUGUUAGACGAUAUUUACCAGACUAUCGAGAGGGAAAGUGUAAAGUCGAUACAUACUCACCAAAUCUACCGUCUACAUCUGUGAUAAUCUGUUUUCACAAUGAAGCUUGGUCAGCUUUAUUGCGUUCUGUACAUUCAGUGAUCGAUCGAUCUCCAGCAAUUUAUUACGUGAAGUUAUACUGGUUGAUGAUUUUUCUGAUCUACCUCAUUUGAAAGAAGCACUGGAGGAAUAUAUGGAUAUGCUGAAAGUUGUUAAAAUUGUUCGUACCAAACAACGUGAAGGUUUGAUUAGAGCUCGAAUGCUUGGCGCGGAGCAUAGUACUGGUGAUGUGCUUGUAUUUCUGGACUCUCAUAUUGAAUGUACUACAGGUUGGCUUGAACCACUUUUAGAGCGUAUUGCUUUUAAUUCGUCAAUUGUUGUUGUUCCAGUGAUAUCAACAAUAAAUGAUAAGGAUUUACACCUUAGUAUACUUAAGCAUCAAGAUGUUCAAGUUGGCGGUUUUGAUUGGGGUUUAACAUUUCGUUGGCAUGAACAGACUCACCGUGACAAAAAUAGACCUGGUGCACCAUAUUCACCUGUCAGGACACCUACUAUGGCUGGUGGUUUGUUCGCGAUUAGUCGAGAUUACUUUAAUCACCUCGGAAAAUAUGAUCCUGGUAUGGAAGUAUGGGGAGGUGAAAAUUUAGAGUUGUCAUUCAAGAUUUGGAUGUGUGGUGGGAUUUUGGAAACUAGUGUCUGCAGUUAUGUCGGGCACAUAUUCCGUGGUCGUUCACCAUACAAAUGGGAUGUUAAAGUGAAAGAUCCUUUGAAGAGGAAUUUACACCGAUUGGCUGAAGUUUGGCUUGAUGAUUAUAAACGAUUUUAUUAUGCACGUAUUGGUUUUAAAACUGUCGAUUAUGGUGAUGUUUCAGAACGUAAGGCCUUACGUGAAAAUCUGAAAUGUCAUUCAUUCGAAUGGUAUUUAACUAAUAUAUAUCCAGAAUUAUUUGUACCUUCAAAAGCCUUAGCGUCUGGUGAUAUUGAAAAUGUUGCCGCUCCUCAGUGCUUAGAUGCACCAGUAUCGAAUGAGAAAGAUCGUAAAACAGUGAUGAUUCAAACAUGGCCAUGUCAUAAACAGGGUGGUAAUCAAUUUUGGUUAUUAUCACCUGAAAAUGAGAUUAGACGAGAUGAUUAUUGUUGGGACUCGGGUGUACAGGAAGGAAGCAUUGGUUUGCUUCAUUGUCAUGGUUCACACGGGAAUCAGAUGUUCACUUAUGAAAAUGACAACACUAUUCGUCAUCAAGGCCAGUGUUUAGAAAUGAGACCUAAAUCUGCUUCAGUAAGACUUGCUAGAUGUACCGGUUCAGUAAAUCAACUAUGGAAAUUCAAUCGAAAGCCAUAUCUGCCAUCUAAAGAGAAUAAUGAACAAUUUUAAUUCAACUGACAAUGGAAUCCUCCUGACGUCCAUCAAGUUUUCGCGUAUAAGUAGAUAUGUAUACUUGUGUAUUUAUGAUAUACAUGUCUUUCGUCGUCUCCUGUCUAUCAAGGAAAUAUUUUCUUUCCAGAACAAGUGAACAAAUGAUUCUCUGCUGUUGUUAUUCUUCUUCUUUUAUACUCCUUGUAUACUCCUUUAUAUGUGCAUAUAUACAUAUAUAUAUCUAUGCUCCACAUGUGUGUACAUACACUGAAACGACAUAUCAGCCUUACUUACCUACUUACUUACUUACUGACAUGCCUUCGUUUUCCCUUCUGAUCUGUGAUAAGAUUUUUAUUAUUAGAAGCAUAUAUAUAUAUACAUAUAUCUAAGUGUGAGCGUUGAAGACACAUGGACAAUGAGUAAGAGGUGAUUUUGUCCUGCCUAAUAUAUAUACCCUUUGUAUAUACAUACACAUAUAUCGUUGUACCUGAUUGAUAAGCCAGAAUAACCUUAUGGUGAAUAGUGUUCAAGUGUGUUUGUGCCUGUGUGCGUGUGUGUAUGCUUGGUGCGGGCAUCAGCUUCUUAUUACUUCUAUUAUUAUUAUUAUUAUUUUUAUGUGCCUUUCUCUCCUGGUGAUUUGGUUUGUAUUUUUUUUAUUUAGCGCAAUGCAUAUACAUCCAUACGCUUAGGGGGAAUGUAAACACAUUGCUCAAUCUUUUUGUAUUUCUCACCUCCUCUUUCUUUGUUUCUUUCUUUCUCUAUUUCUUAUGAAGGGAUUUAGCCUGUUUUCAGAUUUUGUUCCACUGGUUUUCCACGUGUGAGUUGACUUCCACUGCAAUCCUUUAUUUUGUUGUGCUACAUAAUAAUAAUAAUAAUGAUGUAGAUGUGAAUAUCCAUGGAAGUGAAUAUUUUGUCUACUUUGAGAAGCAUCUUACUUUCCUUCUUCUUCUUUUUCUUCUUUUCAUUUCAUGUCUUAUUAAAGCAAAGAAAACUUGAAGAUUUCAAGUGAAUUUCAAGGUUGACUAUGUGAUAUAGUGUUGAUUUCAGUUCGACCUCUUUAUUAUUUUUAUUAUAAUUAUUAUAAUUUCCAAGUCAUUAUUUUUCUUUUCUUAUGAAUAUGCAUAUAUAUCUGUGUGCCUUCCAAUUGCAAAUGCAAUUUGUUGCUUCAAUAACAACAAAAUAAAGAAAGUUUUUACAAGAUUAUCA